GACGGUUGCUCCGGCGGCGGGGGCGGCGUUGGCUUUUCCCCGAGCUCCCGGAGCGUCUCAAUGGAAGCGGAGCCGGGUCCGGGCCGGCGCUGCUGCUGCAAACCGGGGGGACGUUUGGAUAUGAGCCACGGCUUCGUGCACCACAUCCGGCGGAACCAGAUCGCCCGAGACAAUUACGACAAGAAGAUGAAGCAGGCUGCCAAGGAGAAGGUGCGGAGGCGGCUCACCCCGGGCCCGACGAGACCCCGAAAGCCCGACCAGCAGGUGUACUUACCGCGACGACGAGGGGAGGCAAGACUGAGCCGGCCCGGGGCCUCCACCGGGAGCCGGGAUACAAACUUCUCUGCAUGCAGCCUGGAAUAUGAGGAGUCCAGUGAAAGCAGCUGUAGCGGCAGCUCAGACCCAGAACCCCCCAACCUUCAGCUUUUCUGCCUAGAAUACGAAGCAGACAGUGGAGAAGUUACAUCUGUCAUCGUAUAUCAGGAUGAUGACCCAGGAAGGGUAAGUGAGAAGGUCUCGGCCCACACACCCCUGGACGCACCCAUGCGAGAGGCCCUCAAGAUUCGAAUCCAGGAAGAGAUGGCAAAGCGAAAGAGCCAGCCCUGAAUGCCGCAGACCUCCCUGGGAUUGGACUGUCUUGGCUUGUACCGGCAGAGCUGGAGGUUACCCUGCCCCCUUUAUCCUGGGGAUUCCAGGCCCGGUCUGGCCUCCCCACUCAGCUGCUGGAGCUUUGGGAGAAGUGUCCGCUGCCAAAUUAGCCCCUGGCAUCUCCUUUGCUGUGUCCUCUGCCAUCUCUGCACAGACCACAGCUGCCUGGGAGUUGCAGAAAAGGGUUUCUCUGGCCUUGUGUCCUGCUUGCUGGAAUUCUGAGAUGUGCAGCCCCCCAAUCAGUGAGCGCCCUGAAGAGCUUUCCCCACCCGCAGGGGUUGAUCCCCUGAGCCCUGAUUGUGCCAAUCAAUGGACUCCAUUUUCAUGGGAGGUUCAUGUCCUCUUUCUUCCAAAUUUGUGCUUUUUGUGUUUGGGAAAGUGCUUCUCCUUACCAAACUCCAGAGCUUCUGGAGCAUUUUCUCAGCCCUGUUUCCUUCCAUUUGCCUCCUUUGAUUUCCAUGAUGCUGUCUCAGGUAGGACCCUAGAGCUUCUCCCCACACCCAGGGCCUUGUACCACCUCAGCCUACACAGCUGUAAGUUUUCUCAUUUUGACCACUAUUAAUUAUCCACAAGGGCCCCAAGGAGAGAAUGUAGAGUAAAACCCCAAGAUCUGUGAGGUUCCAGAGAACCCCUAGCAGGGUUCCUUCCUUUCUAAGAAAGUCCUGCCAGACGUGGUCCAUCAGAACGAGAAUCUCAGUGGAGCCCAGAUGCUUCUGAAGAUGAGGCUUGAGGAGAACUGAGAAUGAGAUUACAAACAGACUCUCCCAAAUGACUCAGCACUCUCCAAUUAACAAAAGGAGGGGCUGAAUAAGCAAUAAUUAUCCAGUUGGAGACUUACCGCUCCUUCAUCUUCCCUCUUCUUUAAAAUAAGAACCCAAACUAUUGCCCAGAUGGAAUCCAGAGAUCCCCUUGUCCUUCCCCUCCCUGACCGACAUCUGAACCUCCCACCUUUAAAUGUAUAAAGUAUGUUUGAGAUUCUUAGAAUAAAGGUACCAAAGGAAAAGA
Messenger RNA from Sarcophilus harrisii (Tasmanian devil), 1653 nucleotides. RefSeq names its product chromosome 2 C2orf68 homolog (gene C2H2orf68). The transcript has 4 exons. The coding region runs from base 61 to 606 and encodes 181 amino acids. The record is from RefSeq and is a predicted model, not a curated record. Lineage: Eukaryota; Metazoa; Chordata; Mammalia; Dasyuromorphia; Dasyuridae.